AUGUUCAGCCCGGCGGUGGUCCUUAAUGGCCCCGUUGCUGACCCUGACCUCCGCGUGGGGGUCACUGACAGGGCCGAAAACAAACAGCUACAGGGUGCCCUGGAGCCCCGCCCUGGUACCAGAGUCCGGGUCCGACACGCGUCCCUCAGCAUUAAGGACAAGAUCUCUGAAUGGGAGGGGAAAAGGGACCCGGCCACCCCUGCCCUGGACAGGAGAACAGAGGGACAGAAGGCUGACCGAGCAUCCUGGGCACCUGAGAGGAGGAGAGGCAGCGAUGGCGUGAGGACGUGGGCCCCUGAGGCCAAGCUUGGUUCUCAGCCAGACACUGAGGAUGUGGAGAACCCCAGGAACCAAGGGCCAGGGAGGGCCGAAGGUCAGCAUUCCCAGAAGAACAGCCUGUCAGUGCUGACACAUGUCAGGAGGCUGGAACAGGCCUUGAAGGAUGGCUCUGCGGGGCUGGACCCCCAGCUCCCUGGUACCUGCUACUCCCCGCACUGCCUGCCUGACAAGACGGACGAGGGGCCCAGCCUCCCUGACAGCCGUGCGGGCAGCUGCGAACCAGGCCGCUGGCCCCUGGACAUGGGAACCCGGUCACCCACCCCUGAGUCCUCAAGACCCUGGGACCAGAGCCAGGAGAGUGUAUAUGGAGGUUGUGAGGGGUCCCCCCCAAGGCCUUUUGUGAACCCCCUGCCCAAGCCACGGAGAACGUUCAAACAUGAGGGAGAUGGGGCCAGGGUCAGGAGACCUGGCGUCAGUAUCCGGAGAGAGAAGAGAAGCCUGCCACCUCUGCCCUCCUGUCCACCCCCACCCCUGCCCUCUUCUCCACCCCCGCCCUCUGUAAACAGAAGGCUCUGGAACGGGAGGCAGCGGUCCAAUGCUGAUCACAGGAAGUCCUAUGAGUUUGAAGACUUGCUGCCAUCCGCAGAGGGCAGCAGGGAGGACUGGUACGCCCAGGCCAAGCUGGGGCUCGCUCGCACUUUAUCAGAGGAGAACGUCUACGAGGACAUUCUAGAUCCUCCAGUGAAGGAGAACCCGUAUGAGGACAUCGAGUUGCAUGGCCGCUGCCUGGGGAAGAAGUGUGUGCUGAACUUCCCUGCUUCCCCCGCCUCUCCCAUCCCCGACGCGCCCUCCAAGGAGUCGUCAUCUAAGCCUGUGCUUUCCCGGCACAGUUCUGAGAGGAGGAACUUCAAGCUGUUGGACACUCGGAAGCCGAGUCGGGACGGCACCGUGUCCCCAUCCCGGGUCAGCCCCCCCUCCACUCCUAGCAGCCCUGACGACACUGUCUUCAACCUUGGGGACCUGCAGAACGGCCGGAGGAAGAGGAAGAUCCCCAAGCUGGUGCUGCGGAUCAACGCCAUCUAUGAGGCCCGGAGAGGGAAGAAGCGGGUGAAGCGGCUGUCCCAGUCCACAGACAACAGCUCAGGCCGAGUGACAGAUGAGAACAGCGAGUCAGACAGCGACACUGAGGAGAAGCUGGAAGCCCACAGCCAGCGCCUGGUCCACGUCCAGGCACGUCUGAAACAGGCCCCACGGUGCCCCCCACUGGACCGGGGGCUGCAGGAAGUCCAGGAGCGGCAGCUCUUCGAGUACUUUGUGGUCGUGUCGCUGCACAGAAAGCAGGGGACCACCUACGUGCCUGAGCUCACCCAGCAGUUCCCUCUGAAGCUGGACAGGUCGUUCAAGUUCAUGCGGGAGGCCGAGGACCAACUGAAGGCCAUUCCUCACUUCUGCUUCCCUGAUGCCAAGGACUGGGUGCCCAUCCAACAGUUCACCAGUGAGACCUUCUCGUUUGUCCUCACGGGAGAAGAUGGGAGCAGGAGGUUCGGGUACUGCCGCAGGCUGCUGCCGAGUGGCAAAGGAAAGCGUCUGCCGGAAGUGUACUGCAUCGUGAGCCGCCUUCGCUGCUUCAGCCUCUUUUCAAAGAUCCUGGAUGAGGUGGAGAAGCGACGUGGCAUCUCUCCUGCCCUGGUCCAGCCCUUCAUGAGGAGCGUGAUGGAGGCGCCAUUCCCGGCCCUGGGCAAGACCAUCGUGGUCAGGAACUUCCUGCCUGGAUCAGGGAAUGAGGUGAUUGAGCUGUGUCGCCCCCUGGACUCCCGGCUUGAACAUGUGGACUUUGAGUCUCUCUUCGCUGCCCUCAGCAUCCGCCACCUGGUGUGUGUCUUCGCGUCGCUGCUUCUGGAAAGGAGGGUCAUCUUUGUUGCAGACAAGCUCAGCACCCUGUCCACGUGCUGCCACGCGGUGGUGGCGCUCACCUACCCCUUCACCUGGCAGCACACCUACGUCCCGGUGCUGCCGCCCUCCAUGAUCGACAUCGUGUGCUCGCCCACCCCCUUCCUCAUCGGGCUGCUCACCAGCGCUCUGCCGCUGCUCCAAGAGCUGCCGCUGGAGGAGGUCCUCGUGGUUGACCUCGACAACAACAGGUUCCUCAGGCAGAUGGACGACGAAGACUCGAUCCUGCCCCGCAAGCUGCAGGCGGCCCUGGAGCAGGUUCUGGAGCAGAGGACCGAGCUGGCCGGCGAGCCGGAGGAGGGGCCCCCAGACAGGCCUGGUCCUGAGUGCAGCCCCCUGAGCGUCGUGGUGUCCGAGGCCUUCGUGCGCUUCUUCGUGGAGAUCGUGGGCCACUACUCGCUGUUCCUGAUGCCCGGGGAGCGUGAGGAGCGGACGCUGCAGCGCGAGGCCUUCCGCAAGGCCGUGUCCUCCCGGAGCCUGCGCCGCUUCCUCGAGGUCUUCAUGGAGACCCAGACGUUCCGUGGCUUCAUGCAGGAGCGCGCACUGCGCCGGCAGGACACCAAGGGUCUCUUUGAGGUCCGAGCCCAGGAGUACUUGGAGACGCUCCCCAGCGGCGAGCAUUGCGGUGUCAAUCGGUUCCUGAAGGGACUGGGCAAUAAGAUGAAGUUUCUCCACAAGAAGUAG
Molecule: messenger RNA, 2913 nt
Organism: Elephantulus edwardii (Cape elephant shrew)
Lineage: Eukaryota; Metazoa; Chordata; Mammalia; Macroscelidea; Macroscelididae
Gene: DENND2A
Product: DENN/MADD domain containing 2A
Exons: 19
Coding region: 1-2913 (970 amino acids)
Biological process (GO): retrograde transport, endosome to Golgi
Cellular component (GO): actin cytoskeleton
Source: RefSeq, a predicted model, not a curated record